CAGACACUGUGGAGAUCAUUCCUCCGCGGCACCUAGUGAAUGACAAUGCCAAAAAUCUCGAAAUCCGGGAGAAGUUUCUGCUGUCCAGCAUAAAGUGAUGGAGAAGCACCGAGCCGAGAAAGAGCUCGAGGAACAAGCCAGAAAAGAGGCCGAAGAGAAGAAGAGAAAGAAAGAGGAAGAGGCCAAAGCUCUAGAGCAAGUGUUCGAAGAAGAGAAAGAGAAGGAGGAAGUGGUGGAUCCAUUCAAAGACUUUCCAUUCCCGCCAUAUACUCCAGAGCAGGCAAUCGCGCUAUUGCAGUGUCUAGGCUAAUGAACGGGGGAGACAAGCACGAGAGCGUGUCAAUCAGAUGGCAAAAACACGCAUUGUGCAAGAAGAAGCUUUGAAGAAGCAACAAGCUGGACAUGAACCAUUGUCUUCGGAAGCUGCUGCCAUUAGAAUGCAAUCUGCUGCUCGAGGCUUUCUCUUUCGCUGCCGAGUCAAGCAUGAUGCAAACAAUGAGAUGUCAUUACUUAAUAUAAAUCCUUUUGCUCGCUCCGCUGCUCAAGACACGGCUUUUGGACGCCUCAGGGAGAUACAGCUCAAGAGACGAAGCAUCCAGCUUCUAAACUAUGACGAAUAUCUGGACGCAAUGAGGAUAGCGAAGGAGCAGCUCAUCGACCUCGAGGGCCAAGAGAUGAGGGAGAUCAUCCAAGAGAGCAUAAACAAGUGGCUGAACGACCACCGCGACCCGGAUACAGGCUUUUUCCCUCCGUUUCCAAAGGCAGGCGAUGGAGGCAGCAAGUAUAUUGUGCAGCCGCCACCCAAGCUCGGCUUCCAUGUCGAGGAGAAGAAAGGCAAGAAGGAGGAUAAGAAAGAAGGGAAGAAAAAGAAGGCCAAAGGUCCUCCAGUUCCUCCUCAUCCAAUUCUUCCAGAAGAAGAUCCGGAGAAGCCACCAUCCUGUCCGAAGUUUUUCCUUCGGCACGUCCGAGAGUGCCUGGAACUCUACACUCGCAACUGGCACGACAAAGAUAACUCUGCCGAUUUAACUCAAAAGCACGACAUGGAGAUGCUCAAGUCACACCUCCGGCCCAUGGUCUUUGAACAGAUUCGACUCGAAGUUGACGAAACUACGAGAGUAAUCUUAGACAAGGUCAAGCAAAAGAUAGUUGCGGAGCUCAAAGCUGCUCGAAAGAAGCAAAAAGGAGACGCAGCCAAGCCCGAGAAGAAAGAAGCCAAGAAGGACGACGCCGACGAGGCGGCGCCACCUCCAAAGAAUAAGCCAAAGAAACUCAAGGACACAUCGGCUCAAAGAACUAUCGAGUCUUUGUAUGCAGAGCUCGCCAAGGCCGGCAUCAUCCAAGCUUAUCCCAAGAGAGACUUCUCCGAGUUCGUGGCAACGGACAGCUUCUUUGGGACCAACUUCGAAAUGGAUCCCGUUGGAUUGGAUCCUUCCAUGUCUCAGGUGAAGAGGCUGGCUAUGGAGUACUGUGUCUUUCCUUUGGUCAGUGACUUCGUCCAUGAGCACGCACCCUUCAUCAAGUCAGUCCUUCUCUACGGUGGAAGCCUCAAUGGGAAGAAGCUCUUGGUCCAUGCAGCAUGUCGAACGGCGGGAGCUACGUACAUAAAUCUCUCGCCGGAAGUUACAGACGGACAGUAUCCAGGAAAACAAGCCACCAAAAUGCUGCAAAUGGCUUUCAAGAUUGCGAGAGUCAUGGCACCAUCCAUAGUUCACGUAGACGGGGUUGAAAAGCUUUUUGUCACAGACAAAAAAAAGCUCAAGACUUAUGGUUUGAAAGACAAGGCCAACCGAUACAAGAAGCCUCUGUUGAAGGAAGUCCAAGGCAUUAGGCCAGGCGAUCGUGUGAUGUUCGUAGGAACAUCUUCGAGUCCUCAGGACUCGCCAGGAAAGCCUCCGGCACUGGCCAACUUCUUCAACAAGCGGAUCUACGUUCCAUAUCCCGACCAUGGCUGCCGGUCAUCGCUUUGGCGAGCUCUGAUCGAGAGACACGGUGGUCGCGUCACGGACCGCUUCAACCUCUCCACCAUCUCUCACGUCUCCGAGGGCUACAGCUCGGGAAUGAUCGAGCAGUUUUGCAAGGCGGUCCUGACCGAGAAGCGCAAGCGCAAGGUGAGGAGCAAGCCUCUGGCGAUCGACGAGUUCACGACGCUCAUCUACGACACGAAACCCGUGGAUCCAGAGGUGCAUCAAGUGCUCAGGGAAUGGGCCAAGCCGAAAGCGGUGGAUCCAGCCGCUGCGCAAGAUCCCAAAGCAGCAAAAGGCGGCAAGAAGAAGUGAUCCAAGAGGUUCUUUGUUUCGUAUCUCUUUUUUUCUUCUCGAUUAGUUGCCAAACGAUGUUUAUUGCGAGAACUUAGCUCUCCAAGUUCUUGUGAGUUUCGCAAAGUUCUUUCCAAGGAUAGGAUUGUAAAGGCGAGGUUUUUGACCGGGCCAAAGUCAAAUCCUUCUGGACAAACGCGCUUGUGAGAGCGCUCCAUUUUUUUCUACGUCGCAAGAAAGACGAAGGCUUCCUUUCCAUAUAAAAAAGUAAGCCUGUUCCUCCAAA
Selaginella moellendorffii is the source of this 2541-nucleotide messenger RNA. RefSeq names its product IQ and AAA domain-containing protein 1. Lineage: Eukaryota; Viridiplantae; Streptophyta; Lycopodiopsida; Selaginellales; Selaginellaceae. The record is from RefSeq and is a predicted model, not a curated record. Bases 348 to 2276 code for a protein of 642 amino acids. Gene Ontology annotation, molecular function: ATP binding; ATP hydrolysis activity; protein binding. The transcript is spliced from 12 exons.